This is a messenger RNA of Aspergillus pseudonomiae, 1638 nucleotides long. Its product is annotated as MFS transporter. Lineage: Eukaryota; Fungi; Ascomycota; Eurotiomycetes; Eurotiales; Aspergillaceae. The record is from RefSeq and is a predicted model, not a curated record. Gene Ontology annotation, molecular function: transmembrane transporter activity. The transcript is spliced from 5 exons. The coding region runs from base 1 to 1638 and encodes 545 amino acids. Gene Ontology annotation, cellular component: membrane. Gene Ontology annotation, biological process: transmembrane transport.
AUGGCCGGUCAAGCAAGAGUUUCCGGCGCUACCCAUGAAGCCAACGACCAACACAUAUUGGCUCUCGAGAAAGAAGGACAUGGAUGCUCGAAUCUAUCCCCUCCAACGUCAUCCACAAGCGCUACAUUUAACCAUUCUAAUUCUAGGAGCAGUUGGGGAAGCGGACGCUUUUCGCCGGAAAAGUGCGGAGAGCACCCCGAUGCUCGUGUGGAGGGAGGCCUUGCAAGAACGGGCCAUGGCCCAUUCGAGGUCUCUUUCGAUAGUGACCAAGACCCGAUGUGCCCUCGAAGCAUGUCGUCGGCGAGAAAAUGGGUGAUUGUGUUGAUUGUCUGUACCGGAACCUUAUGCGUGACUUGCACUAGCUCGAUCUACACAACUACAUACACUCAGAUGGAUCCUGAGUUUAACACGUCCACGCUGAUCUCCACUGUCGGGCUGUCGUCCUUUGUCUUGGGGAUCGGUACAGGGCCACUGCUCACUGGGCCGCUGAGCGAGCACUACGGACGCAGACCCAUCUAUCUGGUGGCAUGGUCGAUGUUCCUGAUCUGGACAAUUCCAUCGGCCGUGGCGAAGAAUAUCCAGACGAUUAUCGUUUCUCGGUUCUUCAAUGGCUUCACUGGAGGCACGUUCCUUUCCGUCGCGGGAGGAACUGCUGGAGACGUAUUCUCACAGAAUCAGAUUCAAGCACCGAUGGCGCUUGUCUCAUGCGUACCAUUCAUUGGACCCUCCUUGGGCCCUGUGCUGGGGGGCUUCUUCAACUCAUACUUAGAUUGGAGGUGGACCUAUUAUAUUAUGAUCAUUUGGUCCGCUGUACUGCUCAUCUGCAUGAUAUUCUUCGUGCCAGAGACAUACCACCCCAUCCUACUACGUGCUAAGGCGAGAACCCUUCGCCAGGAAACCAGAAACGAUAAUUAUAGAGCACCGAUGGAGAAUGACACCAAGACAUGGGGACAGAUCAUCGCUGUCUCACUUCUGCGACCAUUCCAGCUUCUCUUCUUAGAACCCAUGUGUCUCUGUUUGGACAUCUACUCGGCCAUCUUAUUAGGCAUUCUCUACUUAUUCUUCGGCACCUUUCCCAUGGUGUUUCGCACAACAUAUGACAUGAACCUUUGGCAGGGCGGACUGACAUUUGUGGGAAUGAUCGUUGGGAUGGCUCUCGCUGCCGCGAUGACCCCGAUCUGGUCCAACAUUCGGGAGCGUCUGAUGAACAACAAUGCCAAAGAACCUGGACUCAGUGAGCCAGAAUACCGACUUCCUCCAGCUAUUCUCGGUGGCAUUCUUAUUCCUAUUGGGCUUUUUUGGUUCGGCUGGACCACCUAUGCGAGUAUUCAUUGGAUAGUACCCAUCCUCGGAUCCGCUGUCUUUGGGGCAGGGUUGUUGCUGGAAUUUACUGGCAUCUUUACAUUUCUUGUCGACGCCUACCCACAAUACGCGGCAUCCGCGUUGGCCGCUAAUGGCUUCGCUAGGUGCAUAUUUGCCGCUGCGUUUCCCUUAUUUGGUAACCAAAUGUACGACAAGCUCGGCUAUCAGUGGGCAACUAGUCUUUUGGCAUUUCUGACAGUUGCCAUGAUGCCAUUCCCGUGGCUAUUUUUUAAAUACGGGAAGGCGCUGAGAGCCAAGAGCAGAUUCGCUAAAUGA